ACAAUAUUAUGGCACAUAUUAGCAAAAGAGAGUUUGACGUCCUUGAUUUAUCUGGCCAAAAGUAUUUGGAAUGGAAAGUCGACGCUUUGGCACAUUUGAAAGCAAAUGCCCUUGAAAAUACAAUUGCUGAAAAUAAUUCAGCCACUCCCCAAAAUAAGGCAAAAGCCAUCAUCUUUCUUCGUCAUCAUCUUCAUGAAAGUUUGAAAUCUGAGUAUUUAUCGGUAGAUGACCCUAAAGAAUUAUGGGAUAAUCUCCAAGAAAGGUAUGACCAUCAACAAAAGGUCCUUUUACCAAAAGCUCAAUAUGACUGGAUCAAUUUACGAUUCCAGGAUUACAAAUCUGUAAGUGACUACAAUUCUGCUUUGUUCCAAAUAACAUCAAAACUAAAGUUAUGCGGACAAAAAGUCACUGAUGCUAAAAUGUUGGAGAAAACUUUGUCCACUAUGCAUGUUUCAAAUGUCCUUUUACCAAAAGCUCAAUAUGACUGGAUCAAUUUACGAUUCCAGGAUUACAAAUCUGUAAGUGACUACAAUUCUGCUUUGUUCCAAAUAACAUCAAAACUAAAGUUAUGCGGACAAAAAGUCACUGAUGCUAAAAUGUUGGAGAAAACUUUGUCCACUAUGCAUGUUUCAAAUGUGCUUUUACAAGA
Messenger RNA from Cuscuta epithymum, 649 nucleotides. NCBI's taxonomy places the organism in Eukaryota, Viridiplantae, Streptophyta, Magnoliopsida, Solanales, Convolvulaceae. The record is from the annotation of a GenBank genome assembly.